AUGGCUGUUGUCCACGAGAAAGGUUCAACUCCCAAGUAUGAAUUUAAGGGUCACGAGAACGUUAUAUGGGGUUGUGUCUUCUUGCACGACAAUGUCCACAUCGUGAGCGGAUCACAGGAUGGCACAAUGCGAAAGUGGAACUGCGAUACUGGACGUCUUGUCGGUAAACCAUGGAGAGCUACAGGGGGAGAGAUAAACGCACUGGCAUUGUCACCUGACGGGAAGAUAAUUACGUGUGGGAGGGCGGACGGGAGUGUUCAGCAGUGGACCACCGACGGCAAUAUUAUUAGUGGUUGGUGGGGUCAUGCAAAGGCGGUGCGCGGGUCCGAUGAUGGAACAAUCCUGAUUCGAAAAGCAAAAAGUGGAGUAUUAGAGGUUGCGAUUCAGCCGCGGCGGGAGCGCUGGUUUGACCCGGAUGAGGACUACACCCCCUCGCAGGUAUGGAGUCUUUCCUACUCACCGUUGGGUGAUAGAAUUGCGUCAGGCGGGAGUGGCCAUAGAAUUUACAUCUGGAACACGAAAAACGGCAAGUAUGUCAUUGGACCUCUUGGAGGGGGGAACGUCGUGACUUCGUUGGUGUGGUCAUCGGACGGCAAAGAACUCUAUUCCGCCUCCGAUAAUUUCGCACGUGUUUUUGACACCAUCACAGGCGAGCUGCUUCAUCGCUAUAGACAUGACGAUUACCUAUUCUCGGUCGCGCUUUCACCUAAAAACAAUGUCCUGGCCUGCGUGGGCUUUUUCGGUAUUGCACAGCUGUGGAACACAAAAUCCCACAAACGCGGCCGAUCGCUUUGCCAGGAUCGUAAAACCAGUCGUUGUGUGUCAUUCUCACGAGAUGGAAGAUACCUAGCUUGUGGUGGAUACGACUACAAACUGACUGUCUGGGUCGUCAAUGCUCCCAAACCUUCGCACCACCAAAAUCAGUCUGAGCCCCCACCUCAUACUAAUGCUGCAAAGUCGUCGAGUUUCCCUCGGCCCCCCAAACCAUCCUUAGCUCGACGCUUCUGGAACAUGAUAUCUCGACACCACUCGCCGGUGCACCAGUCUGUUCCACAAAAACCGCCCAAGCGCCCUCGUCGUGCUCGCCCGAGGUAA
Molecule: messenger RNA, 1095 nt
Organism: Suillus bovinus
Lineage: Eukaryota; Fungi; Basidiomycota; Agaricomycetes; Boletales; Suillaceae
Product: quinon protein alcohol dehydrogenase-like superfamily
Exons: 3
Coding region: 1-1095 (364 amino acids)
Molecular function (GO): protein binding
Source: RefSeq, a predicted model, not a curated record